Messenger RNA from Aureococcus anophagefferens, 942 nucleotides. RefSeq lists its product as hypothetical. Gene Ontology annotation, molecular function: intramolecular phosphotransferase activity. The coding region runs from base 1 to 942 and encodes 313 amino acids. NCBI's taxonomy places the organism in Eukaryota, Pelagophyceae, Pelagomonadales, Pelagomonadaceae. Gene Ontology annotation, biological process: glycolytic process. The record is from RefSeq and is a predicted model, not a curated record. The transcript has a single exon.
AUGGCGCUCGGCGCGCGCGCCGGCGCUCGAUUGGCGCGCCUCCUGCGCGCGCCGGCGCGCCGCUUCGCCGCCUCGAAGCAUCCCAUCCAGGAGGCCAAGGACCCGUCGAAGCGGCGCAUCCUCGAGCUCGCCCUCGUGCGCCACGGCCAGAGCGAGGGCAACGUCGCCUACUCGAAGUCGGUGCACGGCGACUCGUCGAUGUACAGCGGCAAGUUCCUCGACCGGCACAGCUCCCUCUGGCGGCUCACGGACCGGGGCCGGGGCGAGGCCGUCGAGGCCGGCGCGUGGCUCCGGGACCGUUGCGCGCCCUUCGACGCCUUCUACACGUCGGAGUUCCUGCGGGCCAUGGAGACGGCGGCGCUCCUGGGCAUGGACGGCGCGCAGUGGCACACGGAGACGAACUGCCGCGAGCGCGACUGGGGCGCGCUCGACCUGCUGCCCAAGGGCGGCGAGGACCCGGAGGAGGACCAGCGGCGGCGGCGCCACGGCCUCUACUUCGCGCCGAGCGGCGGCGAGUCGCUCGCGUCCGUGAUCAUCCGCGUCGACCUCAUCCUCGCGUACCUCAACGGCCGCUACCCCGGCCGCCGCGUGCUCAUGGUCUGCCACGGCGAGCUCAUGUGGGCCUUCCGGCUCCGCUUCGAGAAGCUGAACCAGAUCCAGUACCGCGACAUGGCCGACGUCGCGCGCGGCGACGAGCGCAUCCACAACGGGUCCGUGCUGAGGUUCAGCCGCCAGGACCCGGCCUCGGGCGCGAUCCACGACCACUUCCGCUUCAUGCAGCUCGCGACGCCCUGGCACGCCGACGAGGCGAAGCGGCGGCCCCAGUGGCGCACGUUCCGGCCCAACUCCUACUCGAACGGGGAGCUCCUCGACCUCGUCAACCGGUUCCCGCGCUACUACGAGGGCAGCCUGAGCGACCCGCCGGACGAGCCGGACUCGUGA